Messenger RNA from Phyllotreta striolata, 582 nucleotides. NCBI's taxonomy places the organism in Eukaryota, Metazoa, Arthropoda, Insecta, Coleoptera, Chrysomelidae. The record is from the annotation of a GenBank genome assembly.
CUUUAGAGCAGAGGUCACUAUUCGAAAAAUUGAAGAAGUUUAUAAACAAUAACAAAUAACACAUUUUUAAUUUUUGCAAAAGGCAUAAAAUGAGUAAAAAAAACCCCAAUGUAAAAGUGAGGGAGGCGAAUCUUUUAGAAGCUGUUAAUUCCAACUCAAACAAUGUGGAUACCAUGUUAGAGAAAGUGCAAGAGAUCGACUACACCUGCACGUUUGAAAAAUGCAAAAGUAAAACUAAAAACUUCGGAAUUGAGUGCAAAUUUUGCAAAGGUAGGUUCUGCACCAGCCACGGGUUACCGGAAAUCCACGGUUGCGGCGAAGCCGUGAGAAGAGAGGAACGAACCAAGUUUUUACAUCAGAAUCCCACGGUUUCGCAGGAGAAACAUUCACAGGCGCAAACCAAGCUCAAAAUGAAACUGAAGCAACUCCAACAAGAGAGAAAAUCUAAAGGAAAACCCAAAUAAUAGCAACAUGAUUGCGGUGUACUACUAGGUUUAUGAAUGUUUAUUAAAUUUAAUUAUUUCGAUGGCUGUAAUAGGAGUGUUAGAUAUCUACACUCGCUUAAUAAUAAAAUACUUUUUC